Diabrotica virgifera virgifera (western corn rootworm) is the source of this 13114-nucleotide messenger RNA. RefSeq names its product protein FAM214A (gene atos). The transcript is spliced from 11 exons. Bases 308 to 2464 code for a protein of 718 amino acids. NCBI's taxonomy places the organism in Eukaryota, Metazoa, Arthropoda, Insecta, Coleoptera, Chrysomelidae. The record is from RefSeq and is a predicted model, not a curated record.
ACAGCUGACUAGUUUUGAGUAAACCUGCGACCUGUCAACUAGUGUAAUAAUAACAAAGUGACAAUUCUUUUGCCCAGUGCAUAAAACUUUCCACAAAUCUUCAUAAUGUGUAAUCAAAUCAUAAAAAACUCUUGUAGAAGUGUUGUUAUAUAGCAUCAGAGGUUUUUGCUGAGGAAUUUGGCGAUAAGAUAAAAGAUACGGAAUAGUCAGGAGAAGUCGGAAUAUGGGACGUUGAAAGGCUGUAGAUGGGUUAGCAAAUGUCCAAGGAACAAACAUUUCGUCUGAUAGCUGUACUCGUAGUUUGAAGAUGCACAGUACAAAUUUCAAUACAGACGGAGGCAGUACGAAAGGAGAAGUUCUGGUAUCGGUGGCGACGUUGGUGACGGAGGGGAGGAUCCCAGGCAGUAUUAACUCCAAAUCCAAGAAGUUUUAUGAAGGACCCCACUGUACCUUGGUGAAGGGAGCCAAUAAGGGACAUACUUGUGGCUUGGCUGACUCUCUGUGUUUGAAAUACGAAAACGACCGCGAGACAGUCAUAAAUUUGUGCAAAAAGGACAUACCGUUGUGCAUCGAAGUUAUCCUGACGUGUGAGUGUAAAGAAGUUGACGAGACGACCGACGAUUUGAACGGCAUUUACGUUUUGGAACAGUGGCAUUUCAGCGUCGGCCCCAAAAAGUCUGCUGAACCGUUGCUAUUCAACGUAACACAACUUGCUAGCGCCAUAAGGUCCCAGCUCUAUUUCUCUCAAAUAACUGCAUGGCUCAUUACCCAAGACGAUUCCUGGCCUUUGACAAUACACGAGGACAAUUUUCGGUACCAUUUGACAGCUCCCGGAAAGACAAUAGCCACGUCGACUUUCCACCUGGCGGCGACCAAGCACGAUUUUCCAGCAACCGAUAUAGGUAACGGUACGGUUCUCCACGUUUCCUGUUUAAGUUUGCCGAGAAGUGCCACAAUUCCAAAGAUAACUUGCAAUAACUGCGCAAUGAAAACGGCUUAUGACAUGGAUAUCAAUAAUAAACUACUUGACGAUAGGAUGCAUAUUCCUUGCAAACUAAAGGGCAAACACCGAUGCGAAGACCUGGAAGAAGAAGAGAACGUCAAAAUAGACAACAAACUAAACGUGAAGCGCCUCUGCAGUAAGUCCAGCGUCUCUUGCGAAGCGUCGACGAGCAAAAACAGGCCAAAGCUCCACACGUUCAUCCACAACUCAAACUUUUAUGCUUCCGAUAAACCAAAUAACCAAAACUGCUGCCAGAGGUCGCUUCUCGUAGCCAAAAAUGAUCUCAACAAGGACAAGGGCCAGCUGCUGCUCGAGGCCAUAGAACGCAGCGGCCAAAAGAGUACAAGCGAGAGUGAUAUAGCGAAUUGUGAUAAGCGAGAAAGUGAUAUUAGAGAUAAACCUAAUUUUAGAGUAUACGUAGAUAAACAUUGUGAUAGUCCUGUUCCAAUUUUGAAAGAGAAGAAAAUUAGAGACAUUUCUAAUGUUGAUCUUAGAAAGAGAGCUCACGUUAGACAGAAGAUCCAGUUCGAUGAUGAUGGCGUUUGCAAGGGAGAGGUACCGAGCCAGGUGGAGCAAGCCAAGUUCAGGAAAGAUCUAGAUAACGCUGCUUCGAUGGUUUUCCAUUCGAGGACUGGUUUGCCGUUGACCAGUAGUCCUGCGCCUGUGAGGAGGGGAAAGUCGUGUUUCGAUUUCGAUUCUUCUAUCAACUCAGUUUCAGCAAUAAAAAGCGCCCUGUUCUCGACCAGUUUCUCGACAGACGACGAAAGCGAGAGCGACGGCAGCAUAGCGUCUCCGUGUAGCCCCGAGACACUGUUGACUCACAAAGGCGGUGUGUCACCUGUCAAGUACCGCCGAAGAGGCCACUCGGCAGGUUUAUUAGGUAGCUUUGAAGAGUCGGUUCUCAAUGGCCGCUUGGAACCAGUUUCAACCGUCCAAGGCUUUACCGCCGAGCUGGGAGCUAGUGGUUCAUUUGUUCCUAAACAUCUCGUUGUGCCAGUAACAGUAUUUUUCUACACAUUAGGAGAAACGGAUAAAGUUUCGUCACCUUACCUCGGACACCUAAACAUUGGCAAGAAGAGUUACAAUGUACCCAAGAUGGGCACGGUUCAAGUGACGCUGUUCAACCCGCUCGGAACUGUGGUAAAGAUGUUUGUGAUAAUGUAUGAUCUCUCUGAUAUGCCUCCCAAUUCUCAGACUUUUAUCAGACAACGCACAUUGUACAUGCCUACAAAUUGUAAAGAGGUCAACUUAGAAUGGGGACCCAAGUGGCUGCGGUAUCUUAUACAUUUAAGAUUUAUGAGUUCGAAAUCCGGCAAGAUCUACCUCCACAGCGACAUCCGCAUGAUCAUCUUCCGCAAAUGUGACAUGGACACUGCGACUGCGCACGGCAUCGAAAUGCGCUACGAACUGCGAAGUUUCACUCACAUGCCUACCAAUCCAAGGUAUUCACCAAGAAAGUAACCAGAAACCAAUUACGUAGAAGUAGACCAGGGUAAACCUACAUCCGUCAAUAUGUAUAAGUUUUUUUGUCGAUCGGUAUUGGGAUGCUUCUUUCCAAAGUAGACAAGUGUUAGAACUGUGGUCCUUAACAAAACUGGAUUCGAUUGGUAUCGCUUUUUUGUUGAGUUAUUUUUAGUAGAAAUGCCUCGUAUGUUAUGGAAAUAAAUGCGCAUGACAAAGAUUUGUAUAAUCUUGUUGACACAAACAAAUUAUAAAAUACAAUAAGAUUUGAUUUUCUUUAAACUAGAUUAUGGUUGUAUUUUUCUGUCCGAUUCCGUUUUACCGCUACAAAGUUACACCAAAAACCUUUUUUAAUUCAAUUAAAAGUACCAUCUUGAUUAAAAUAUUAACCUAACAUGUCAAGAUGACAACUGGCAUGUAAGAUAGAUAUGACAAAUGACACUUACGUGAGAAAUCACUCGGCGGUCUAGAUUUUGGUACAUAUAUUUGGCGGAUAUUUUUGACAUAUACCGUAUUAUAAAAAUGAUAAAUUUUAGUUGGUUUAAAGAAUAUCAAGUUUUAAUGUUAAAAAGCAUUUUUCCGCUUCAAAAAUACCCUCAUAGUACAAUGAAGACCAAAAGUGUUUUUGUUUGAGAUAGUUAUUUUGACAAAUAUUACUAAAUUAAUAUUACAAAAUUCUGUUCAGCGUUUUAAAGUUGAUUUACGAAUACAAGAAUCUUAUGCCAGCACCACACUUCGCUAUGUGCUAUUUGUUAUGCGGCUACACUGUAUGCGCCCAAAUAUUUUUGUCCUUUGAAGUGUGUAAAAACCGACAACUGGACGGAUAGGCUUAUUUUCUAUGCGUGCUUACACGCUAUGCGCGCGCAUAAAGCGAAUGCUGAUGAAUGAACCCUCCACAUUUCUUUAUAUGCGACCGAAUGAGACGCAUAACAAAUAGCACAUAGCAAAGUGUGAUGCCGCUAUUUUAUAGUUUUAGACAUACGCAUAAUGAACCAAAAAUUCAUUUAAAUAUGAGAAUUUAAUGGAGAUAUUCUACUUAUUUGAGCAUUUCUAAGACACUGAAUGCGUCUGAACCGCGUUUAAGAAAUAAUUCUGUAUGACAAAGCCUGCAAUUUAGGGUAUCUAAAUUUCAGUAUAAUGUUAAUCUUUUUUUGUCCACAUUUUGUUUGUGCAAUUGUGUAUGGAAUGUAUGAAUUAAGGACCACUGCAGAAGAUAUAGAAGUUGUUAAAAGGCUUUGAAGUAGUUCAAAUGUUAUCAGGUACUUAAGCAUACUAAAAACAUUAUGCUGCAGUAUAUACAAGGUGUCCCAAAAGUAGAGGAACGGUCGAAUAUUUCACGAAAUAAACGUCGGAUCGAAUAACUGAAAAAUACGUAUUUAAUAUUUUUCAAAAAUCUAUCGAAUGACACUAAACACGACCGCACUCUACCCCCUGGAGGUAGGGUGGGGGUAACUUUAAAAUCUUAAAUGGAAACCUCCAUUUUUUAUUGCAUAUUUAGAUUCCGUACGUAAAAGUAAGCAACUUUUAUUGGAGACAUUUUUUUCGAAUUGUGGAUAGAUUGCGCUAUAAUCGGUAAAAACGGUUUAUCGUCAGACCAUAGAUAAAUUACAGAAACGGUCCAAUAUCUCGAGAAAUACACUUCCAAAUGAAAAACCAAAAAACAUUUUUUUAAUAUUUUUCAAGAACCUAUCGAACGACCUCAAACACGACCCCCCACACCUCACCCUGAAGGUGGAGGUGGGGGUAACUUUAAAAUCUUUAAUAGGAACCCCCAUUUUUUAUUGCAGAUUUGGAUUUCUCAUAAAAAAAUAAGUAACAUUUAUUCGAAACAUUUUUUAGAAUUGUUGAUAGAUGGCGCUAUAAUCGGAAAAAUGCAAUUUAUUAGCGCCAUCUAUCAACAAAUCUAAAAAAUGUUUUGAAUAAAUGUUACUUAUUCUUGAAUGAGGAAUCCAAAAUUGCAAUAAAAAAUGGGGGUUCCUAUUUAAGAUUUUAACGUUACCCUCACCCCACCUCCAGGGUGUGAAGUGGGGGGUCGUGUUUGAUGUCUUUCGAUAGGUUUUUGAAAAAUAUUACACACGUGUUCUUUGGUUUUUCAUUUGAAAGUGUAUUUCUCGAGAUAUUAGACCGUUUCUAUAAUUUACCUAUGGUAUCACGAUAAAUCGUUUUCACCGAUUAUAGCGCCAUCUAUCCACAAUUCGUAAAAAUUGUUUCAAAUAAAAGUUGCUUUUUUACAUAAGAAAUCCAAAUCUGCAAUAAAAAAUUGGGGUUUCCGUUUAAGAUUUUAAACUUACCCCCCAUCACUCCUCAGGGGAUGGAGUCGUGUUUUAGUGUCAUUCGAUAGAUUUUUGAAAAAUAUUGAAUGCGUAUUUUUCAGUUUUUCGAUUCGAUGUUCAUUUCGCGAAAUAUUCAACCGUUCCGCUACUUUUGGGACACCCUAUAUAUGAAAUAUAAUGAAUAUUUACGCUUAUAAUUCGUAUUGUAAAGCAUUAAUUAAGUAUUAUACUCCUCAGAUUUAAUUAUCAAUACGACAACUUGUUUAUAUUCUUAAUUUCUAAUGCAAGUUUAAGUCAAUUUAAGACAAUUCAUCAUUCUUGUUAAUGUAAAGGCAAUCUUACCAAUUAUCCGAUGCCUAUAACAGCUUUACUGUAUGUUCAAAAGUUUCUGUUAUCGACCAAACUCAAAACAUAGCUUCUCAAAAUCAUAAAAAAGCCACUACAGAUCUGUAGAAUCUAUCCACCACAUUUAAAAGGCAACAAACAAAUAUGUAAAUGUUUAUAUUCUUAGAUAUAAAUAUUUAUAUCCAAGUUAUAUAGCUUCUAGUUAGAUUUUUAUUCAUAUUUGCCAAUUUUGACUGUUUGCUGUCUUCCCUAGAAGACGACUACGUGAACUUUUUUAUUCUUACUGAGCACAUGAAGAUAUUCUUUGGUUUUUUUAUUUUGAUUCAAUUUUUAAUACAUAUUAUGUUAGUCUCGCUUACAGUGAUAACUCGUCACUUCUGUCGGUGCGUGACUUUUUCGAGUUUAAAAAUAGAAAAAGUCGCAAGGGACCAGAUCUGGAGAAUACGAUAGAUGGGGUAGCAGUUUGUAGCCUCAUUCGACCAAUUUAGCCGUGAAGACGCGAAGGUGUGAGCCAGUGCGUUGUCAUGGUAGAUGAGCACCUUUUUCUUCGCCAAGUGGAACCGUUUUUUCUGCAAUUCGGCAUAGUAGAGCCCUGGAACCUUGGAAUCUCAGAAAACAAUGGCCAUAACCUUUCUGGUCGAUAGGAUAGUCUUUCCCUUCGCCUAUUUUUGACGGUUGUCAUUGAAGGAGAAGAGUCACUGUAUACAUCAUCCAAGCGCUCUGGCUUUGUCUGUUAUUUUGAUAGCUUGUCGAUAGGUUAAAAAUUUCCAAACAUUUUUGAACCAGACCUAAACCGAAACUAUAUUAACUAUCACAGAUUCUUAUUGGUUUAUAAAAUGAAUUAUAUACAUACACAUUUUUUAGUUAAAAAGAGCAACAACCUUAAGGAGAAGUUUACAUCCUAAUAAUAACAUUUGAUCUACUCCAAGUAUUUACUAAUAUCGUAUUUAAGACUCAUCUUCCAAGAAGUCGUAGCUUACAAAUAGGAAAGAAUCGUAAUAGAAAAGGAUCAUCUGUCUGUUCACCUCAUUCUAGAAAUAAAAUGAAUAUCUAGAUCGUUAACUGCCAUUUUAAUGUAAAUAGGUGUAAAUAUGAAUCGUUUUAGUUUUGUUCAAGUACAAGCAGUCAUUGUGUAAGCAUCAGAUUUGCGAUUUACAGAAUACCGGCUUUUAUUUGCACACAAUAUAAUACAACUCUCCUCUCUAUUGUGGCGAACGUCAUUUUAUAUCAUUGCCGCCGAUCCAUCUCCGGUGCGCGUCGAUGGUGGUGAAAGAUAGGGUGUGAGUGUGUGCGUACAGAGCAAUCGCAUGCCGGCGGCGCGAGCUGGCGACGUUACCGUUACAACCUGAUCUAACCAUUGCAGGAUUUACAUAACCUACUUUUAUAGGAUUUUUUCGUCUUUUAUGAGGAUAUAAAAAUGUUCGAAACAUAUCUCGGUCCUACUGGGUCUAUUUAUCCACCUGUUCUUUUUUCUCUAUUGCCUUCUUUAUAUAUCCGUGGUUAUUUUCUGUGGUUAGCAUCUUCUCCGCUAUUUCUGUAAUUGAUUGUGGCAUGUCUUCCAGCUCUCUUUCAAGUAGACUUUUGUAACACAUUUUUCAUUAUAAGCAAUUACCUAUCAUUUUCAGUAGUUCCAAAGCAGUAAAGACAUGCAUUCAAGCAUCUAUGUCCUGGCAGCAUCUGCAUCAGGAAGUUAUCCGAAUUCCAGUAACGGCAAUCCAUCUUUUCAGUUUUGAAGUCAACGAUUCUUCCACUGCGAUGCAUUCCCGAUCUAAGCUUAUUUCUCUUUCUAUGUUAUGGUCGACGUUCUUGACGUUCCCUUGCGAUAUCUUCGCCUCUUCUGAUAUUUUUCUUAGAACCUCGGCGUAGACUCUUUCGUGGAAACAUACCUCAGAAGAUUCUUUAUGUCUGCUCAGGUUAUCUGCCUUUUGUACCUCUGUGUCAGGACAUCUCCACUCCAGGUCUAUGUCGUAUAGAGUACAAUCGAUUUUCGUACAUAGACCAUACAUGCUCACCUCAGCUUUCAUUUUGAGUUAGUCAUCCUAGGUAUCUCAUGAAUUUCUUUGUAAUUUCAGUCACUUCCUAAAUUUCUGUAAAUUUGGAAUUUCGUUGUCCGUUGAGGACUAUGGUCUCGGUUUUACCGUUUAUCAACCAUCGCGCAUGAUUACUGCGCACCGAUGAUAAGAUCCUCCGCCUCCCUAUCUUAUGCGAGCAUUAGCAUAUCCCGAGUUAUUUGCGAAUGCAUAUAGCGUGUUACACUCUCACAGUAUUAGCAUAUGAACCCGUCAUAGCUGGGGCAGUAAAGUCCAAAAGGCAGCGCUGAAAAAUCUCGUUGAAUUUACUAAAGAUAGAUUUUUCACAGUUGAUUACUGUGAUUGUGUAGAGAAACAUACUGCGGUCGGUCAAGCGAAACGUAGAACAGGGGUUACUGAGAGGGUAUCAAAGUUGCUUUCCUACGAAGGUAAUUAAAUCCAUUUACUACGGCUGAAAAUCAGUACACACAUUCUAAAUUAAAUAUAAAUAAAAGUUAUUAUAGUCGGUCAGCUGUAUGACGGGACAGAGCCGGCCGGUCUGCCCCAGUGAAUGUACAAGGUUAUUCACUAUAUUUUGACCCCCUUGCAGGCUUUAUUUACAGAAUUAGAAAAAAAUGUAAAAUACCAAAGUUAUUCGAUUUUAAAAUUAUGAUUUUUUGACAUAUAUAUCGUACUAGUGACGUCAUCCAUUUGGGCGUGAUGACGUAAUCGACUAUUUUUUAAAUGGGAAUAGGGGUCGAGUGCUAGCUCAUUUGAAAGGUUAUUAAAUUCCCUAUUCAGUAAUAUAAACGUUAACAUGAUUUUUAUACAGGGUGUCAAAAAAAAAUUAAUUAAAUAAAUUGUUUAAUUAUUAAUUCAAAAUUUUUUUGGACACCCUGUAUAAAUAAUGAUCUUAAUGUUUAUAUUACUGCAUAGAGAAUUGAAUCACCUUUCAAAUGAGCUAGCACACGACCCCUAUUCUCAUUUAAAAAAAUAGUCGAUUACGUCAUCACGCCCAGAUGGAUGACGUCACUAGUACGAUAUAUAUGUCAAAAAAUCAUAAUUAAAAAAUCGAAUAACUUUUGUAUUUUACAUUUUUUUCUAAUUCUGUAAAUAAAGCAGUUUACAAGGGGGUCAAAAUUUAGUGAAUAACCCUGUACAUUCAUUGGGCCCGACCGACCGGCUCUGUCCCGUGAUACAGCUGACCGACUAUAAUAACUUUUAUUUAUAUACAAUUUAGAAUGUGUGUACUGAUUUUCAGCCUUAGUAAAUGGAUUUAAUUACCUUCGUAGGAAAGCAACUUUGAUACCCUCUCAGUAACCCCUGUUCUACGUUUCGCUUGACCGACCGCAGUAUGUUUCUCUACACAAUCACAGUGAAAAAUUUAGCUUUAGUAAAUUCAAAGAGAUUUUUCAGCGCUGCCUCUCCGUCUAGUAUAACUGAUCUCUCGCUGCACUAUAUUUGAUAGAUUUUGAUGUUUACUCGGAAUAAGUACUUAUUAUCAUGUUUGCAAAUAAAAAACGGUCUUCUGUCGCUUUAGAGGUAGACGUAUGUUACUUGAAUAUAAGCUGAGUAUACUUUUGGUCUCUAACUUUUAACCAACUUACAAUUCCGUUUAAAAACCGUUGUAUGCCAAAUCGUCUCUAGAGCCAGAGACUCGUCUAUUCACAUUGAAUUAAAUUGUGCUCAGCUCACAGAAAUAUAUAUAUAUCACAUAAAAUAUCGUUCGUUUUUUCGAGUUAGUUAAAAACUAUAUUUUUCUAGCAUUUACUAGUAUAAAGACCAGAAGAAACACUUGAAUAGUUUGCGCCGAGAGUAGAGGACACCUACAGGAACACAUUUGUAAAGAAUGGUUGUAGCAUGGCUGACUUGAGUAAUUCCAUAUGGGGUAUUUUCUUGCGAAAUUUACGUUUAAUUUCAAAUACGAUAUAUUGCUUCUGUUGAUAUUUACUAGCAACUUAUUUAGACACAACGACAACAUGUACUUAAGAGGAAACAGUAGCGAUCAACAGGUAGCAAAAACGCGUUCCAAGAUUGCGGCUGUAAUUUUGAAUAUUUUUUCGAGAUAUUUGGCACACUUAUUCGUAAUAUAAUAAAGAAUGGCGGUACAGAGCCCAAUUUGAAAAAUAUAUUAAUAUCUGGAAAUUACUUGUAAUUAAAUACAAUAUUAAAAAGACGAGCCUGUACCGCCAUUAAGAAGAACAAAAAAAUACACUUUUUUCAAAUAAACUUUUUUAUCCGAUGCCUAGAUUUUGUGUCAUUUUGGAACUACUAAUGAAAUAAAAAAUGUUAGUAGUUCCAAAAUGACACAAAAUCUAGGCAUCGGAUAAAAAAGUUUAUUUGAAGAAAGUGUAUUUUUUGUUCUGCUUAAUGGCGGUACAGGCUCGUUUGUUUAAUAUUGUAUUUAAUUACAGAGUAAUUUCCACAUAAUAAUAUAUUUUUCAAAUUGGGCUCUGUAUCGCCAUUCUUUAUUAUAUUACGAAUACGUGUGCCAAAUAUCUCGAAAAAAUAUUCAAAAUUACAGCCACAAUCUUGGAACGCGUUUUCGCUACCUGUUGAUCGCUACUGUUUACUCUUAAUGUGUUUGUAGAAUUCCACUUAAUCGGCAAAAGAUUGAUCAUAUUAGACAUGAUAAUCACUUUUUCAUAACAGUAAUCACAAUUUUUAGGCGGGUGGCUAUUAUCAAAAAAUAUCGAUUCAUACUCACCAGCUGAAACUUGUUUUUUAGUCGAUAGAUCACAAUGUCGAUAUGCUAUGUUGAAAAUUUUCCAUGGCAACAUGUUUAUUUAUUUUUAAACAAAUUUUUAAACAAAUUACAAAAAAUUGCUUUUUUCGUUUUAAAAUCCCUUUUUUUUUUGUUAAUUUGGAUUUUCCAAAAGUUAUUCUUGUGAUUUUUUCGUAAAAUGUUUACGUUAAGCGUGAAAUGUAAGUAAACGAUUAAAAAACAACCGUAAGAAGCCAUUUUUAGCGUUUUUUGAGACCAUUUUUCAAUAGGUUGGACAUGAAUAAAAAAUAAAAAAUAUAAGAUGAAUUGCGCAUUUUGAAACUUCUGUGAUUUCUUAUAUUUCAUCUCAUAUUUUUUGUUGUUUUUUUAAUUCGAUGUUCAACCCAUUGGAAAAAAGCAUCAAAAAUCGCCCAAAUUUUCUUUUUUCAGCACUUUCAUUUGUUUAUUUAUACCUAUUUUACGCCUAAAGUAAGCAUUCUACGACAAAAUCACAAUAACUUUCGUUUUAAAAUAAACUUACGUGCAUAGAAAUCGGCCCACUUAAAAACUUGGUCAUUUUUGAUGUCUCAUAUUUCCUAAACCUGUUGGCCGAUUUAAGGAUUUUUUGAACAUGUUAUAGCCUGAUUCUUUAGCAAUACCACUGUAAUAAUAUUGUUGCUAAACAGGUAAAUUUUCAUUGUAUACCGGGUGUACCAAUCAAACUGUGUUUUUUCUCAAAGUUUGCAUCACCCUGUGGAAUAUUCUAGCAUUUAUAAAAUACUGAAAUUAAAACCCAACUAUAGCAUCAGGUUUUCUUAACAUUCUGCUUUUUGAUUCAUUCGUUUAUGUUUGAUAAUAAAAAAGUUAAAUACUUUAACAACUAGACAUAAUAUGUUCUUCAUCAAUACACGGUGUUUUUAAAUAAGUGCGACAAACUUUAAGGGGUAAUUCUGCAUGAAAAAGUAAUGACAAUUGGCUUUAUAAACGUAUGUCCGCAAAUGUUUCGUUUCCGAGAUACGGGAUGUUGAAUUUUUCUUACAAACUGACGAUUUAUUUAUUGCUUUAAAACCAGUUCAGAUAUGCAAAUGAAAUUUGGUAGGUUUUAAGAGCUAGUUAUUGCGGAUUUUUUGACAUAAAAUUAAGAAUUUUAUAUUCACCAUUUGCGUGCAUACGGGUAAUAUGAUCGGUCAUAUUACACGUAUGCGCGCUAAUGGUGAAUAUCAAAUUCUUAAUUGUAAGUCAGAAAAUGUGCAAUAACUACGACUUAAAACCCACCAAAUUUCAUUGGCAUAUCUCAACCGGUUUUAAAGCAAUAAAAUAAAUCGUCAGUUUGUAAGAAAAAAUACAACAUCCCGUAUCUCGGAAACGAAACAUUUGUGGACAUACGUUUAUAAAGCCUACUGUCAUUAUUUUUUCAUGCAGAAUUAUCACUUAAAGUUUGUCGUACUUAUUUAGAAACACCCUGUAUUGAGGAAGAACAUGGCUACUUGUUAAAGUACCUAACUUUUUUAUUAUCCAACUUAAACGAAUGAUUCAAAAAACAGAAUGUUAAGAAAACGUGAGGCUAUAGUUGGGUUCUAGUUUCAGUAUUUUAUAAAUGUUAGAAUAUUCCACAGGGUGAUGCGAACUUUAAGAAAAAAACACAAUUUGAUUGGUAGACCCGGUAUACAAUGAAAAUUUACCUGUUUAGCAACAAUAUUAUUACAGUGGUACUGUUAAAGAAUCAGGCUAUAACAUAUUCAAAAAAUCACUUAAAUCGGCCAACAGGUUUAGGAAAUAUGAGACAUCGAAAAUUACCAAAUUUUUAAGUGGGCCGAUUUCUAUGCACGUAAAUUUACAUAACUGAAAUUAUCAAAAAAAGUGAUUUCGAAGCAAAAAUGGCAUUUUUUAUAACUUGUUUAAAAAUUGUUAUAAGUAAAUCGAUUGUAAUCUAUCAACUAAAACAAGUUACAGGUUGUGAGUAUGAAAUCGACGUUUUUUGACAGAAGCCAUCUGCCUAUAUUGCCAAAUAGUAAUGUUGCUAUUGUUAAAGAUUAGAGAGCAUUCAGUAUUCCAAACUAUUUUAGUUUGGACUGUAUUUAAAUUAUGUCUUGUUUUACUUUUGUUUUUAUUCAUAAAAAAGAACAGUUUACUUAAACCAUGUUAACAUGGUAUAUGGAUAUAUUUAUUAAAAAGGCCCUUUCGGGCUAUAUCACAGAACGGUUUUGGAAUGACUUCCAUCGUCAUUACAAGCUAUACAUGGUUGAGCCACUAAAAUCUAUGAGCGAGAACCCUUUAAAUGGUGUAAAGUUAUUAUUAUGUUACAUUAUAGAUAUUAUUAUGUGAUGUUUGAACUUUUACUUGAUUUUACAUCAUAGCACCGCAGUACUUCCAAUUAUGUGGGUUGCUGGCUCUGAGAGAAACCUCACUAAAUGGACUCUAGAUAGCAACUGGCUAUUUUUUUUAAUUGCAACUAGCCAUUUUUAGUGGUUCAACCAUGUAUACCUUGUAAACAGCACUGAUGAUGGAGUUCUUAAUCCAAAAACGUUCUGUGACGUAGCCCGAAAGGGUCAGUUUAAUAUAAAUAUACCUUUUAUAAAGCAUUUUUAAGAUUUAUGGUGUACAGCCGACUACAAAAAAUUCGUUUCCUUGUGGAGAAAUGUACAAGUUAGCCAUGUUAUCAAUCAUUCUUGUUUCACUUCUAAAAAUUUAUGUAAAGGAGCGUAUCCACUAUGUUCGCGAACCUCUUGUGCCCCGCGCUCCCUGCAACUGCUCCAAUGGAUACGGCAUGCGCUCCUCUACAUAUAAACUGCCAACGAUUGGAGCGCUGAGGUGGAACGCUCACCGUUGCACGGUGAGAGAGCGCGAACGUAUCCCCUAUGUGGAGCAAUUGCAGGAGCACGGAGCGCAAAAGAAGCACGAACAUAGUGGAUACGUGCCUUAAGAGAUUAAUAGCGAAUAGGAUUGAAGAACUUGUUAGUUAUCGCUUGUUUUUGUUAUGUAUAGGAACAGGAUCAGUUGUUUUAGCGUAAGGUACCAGUAACGUGUGUUACAGUCCAUUUUUGCAUCACACGCAUUUCUUAUUUUAUUUGUAGAUACAGGUUAAUUUUAGACUUAUCGGAUUUUAAUCAUUUUUUUUUUUUCGAUAUCGUCCCUAUGGAUUUUUUUUUAUGAUUGGACUUUGAGCAUAUUAUAAAUGUUUGUCAAUUCUUGGUAGAAAUGCGUAUGAUGCUGUGAAAGCUUCUAUAAUUAUUAUUAUAUGAAAGAUAUUUAUUAUAUAUACAUAUAUAAAUUAUACUAAUUUUUUAUUAGUACAUGGAAAAUAAAUGUGUGAUCAUUA